GAGCGAGCGCUUGCUGCCUGAAAGCAUCUAUGCCAGAGGUCCAACCAUACUGGACAGGUCUCACCAGAGGAGCCAGACAAAGAGUGCCUCUCCCAUCAACAAUAUGGUGAGAUGUAACUUUAAUAAAUCUAUACUGGAUCGGUCGGCGCCUGGGUCAACAAGGACCACGCCAGGUGCUGGAGUCCCUGGACAUCUGGUGGCAAGUGGGCUACAGGACUCAGGAUCUUCAGUUGAGCAACCAGGGCUGGAGACUGCAAGGUUACUGGAAGAAACAUCACUUAAACGGAAAAAAUAUACGAUUUAUUAUUUAUUUAUUUAUUUAUUUAUUUACACAGUCAGACAGGUGUUAUGGACUGGUUUGUUUUAUCCAGACAUUGAGUCCUUCCCAAGGACCUGGGAUGGCUGAAUUUUAUUGUCAAUGUUGUUGCUAUUGUUAUAGAUAUCGUCGCAGAAUAUAGGCUGUUCCCAGUAAAGUUGCAUUAUUAUUAUUAUUAUUAUUAUUAUUAUUAUUAUUAUUAUUAUUAUUAUUUAAUUAAUUAGAUUUCUAUACCGCCCUUACAAAAAUGGCUCAGGGCGGUUUACACAGAGAAAUAACAAGUAAAUAAGAUGGAUCCCUGUCCCCAAAGGGCUCACAAUGCACCUGCAGGGAGUGGUUCCGUGCACACCACUACUCUAAAGUCAGGCAGUCAGGCCUUCAUGUACUUUCAUUUGGUUGUGAUUACAAAUUACACACACACACACACACACACACACACACACACACACACACUCUAAUUUGCAAUAACAAAUAUUUCUAAAUGCAUUUUACAUAGCAAAUGGAAUAUGAAACAAUUCCCUGUCCCAGAAGGCUUCCUUCUCUAAAAAGAAGCCCAAGGGAGACAUUAACAAGAUCCUCUGGGAAGCUUGCAGUUCUAAAUUGAAUAGGCACAGUUGCUCUCCCCUCGCGAAAAAUAGGACCAUCUCCCCUUUAAAAAAUGUGCCCCUUUUAAAGUUAGCAGGGUGGUUGGCAGCAUUCUAACCGGCUCAGAACUCUACAGAGGAGUUGCCGUGGCGCCCAGCUCAAACGCUCACAGGUCUUCCUUUGGCGAGGAAGGCAGCUUGAAGACCUGGAUCUUUGCACGCUACGCUCUUGAGCCAUACAUACUGGUACAUGCUACAGUACUUCGCAGAUACAUUAAAUCUGCAGUUUCCAAGAUGGGCGACGUCGUAAUGAAUACCGUAGCGUCAACUGGUGCAGUAUUAAAAAUUAAGAAAUGCCUGGCUGAGGUCAGCUUCUUGCAACUUUGUGCCUUUUUCCUGAGCCUUAGUGGAUGGCUUAUGUGUAUGACAUCCGCAAUCCUUGUCCAGUGGAGAGUGUGGCACUUUAGUAACCACUAUGGUGGAACCAGCAUUGCUUGGAUUGGGAUUUGGGAAAUCUGCCGUGUCGAUGAAGAUCCGUCUAUUGAUGAGCAAAAUCGCAUGAACUGUACAGCAUUCAGCAAUCUACACACCUUCCUCCCCAGUGAGAUUAUAGCUGCCCAGAAUCUCAUGGUACUCGCUACCAUUGCGGGGGCAGUGCAAACAGGCUUUCUCUCUGUGGCCUUCUCCAAUAUAUAUAGGAAGGAAAAACAGAGAAAACACGUUGCCAACCUUUUUUUGAUUGCAGGCCUCCUAAAUUUAUCAUCGGGAAUAGGUGUCUUCAUUCCAAUUGUUUGGAAUAUGGUUUCCGUCUUGUCAGAAGUGCCAAUUUUCUUCCCUGAAGAUUUCCAUUUACCACAUAAACCAGAAUACCAGUAUGUUGGAGCUGCGCUUCUGGUUGGGCUGAUUUCUGCAAUUUUCCAGAUCUUGAGCGGAUGUUUUAUUCUGCGCAGUAAGCAUUUGGCAGUCAAGAAAAUAUCAGCAAUGGCAACAGAGGCAUCUGCAAGGGCAAGUGAAACCACUCUUUGUCAAAAGUGUUCAUUGUCCUUAGUGCCUAAAACCCCAAAGCCAGAGGAAUCUGCUUCUGUGACCAUCGACAGCCCAUUGGACGUGCGACGCACUGAAAACCCAUCUGUGAUUGUCCAGAUGGAUAACUUCUCUGAAGACGUGACCAAUCCCAGAGAGCCUGUUCCAUCAUUGCCCCAAAGUCACAUUAUAUUGGUGACUCCAUACAUUGAACCAACAGUUGGUGAUGAAUCUAAAUAAUCAGAUUCUAAACACACCAGGACAUGAACUGUGAACAUUUGAAAUUUAUUGAAACCUUUGAAAGGGAUAGUGGGUCUGUUUAUGUUGCAGGAAUAUUUGUUUGUUUGUUUGUUUGUUUGUUUAUUGCUGUAGGGGUUGUUUUUAUACUUUGGGGAUAACUUUUGUGCUGUUAACAAUAAUGGUUGUUUUCAUGGUAUAGGCUACAAUUAUCUUUGAUAGUUUUGUGUUUCUCAUCUUUUAUUAAAAAUAUCCACCUAUUUUAAUCACA
Messenger RNA from Hemicordylus capensis (graceful crag lizard), 2431 nucleotides. Its product is annotated as claudin-34-like. Lineage: Eukaryota; Metazoa; Chordata; Lepidosauria; Squamata; Cordylidae. Gene Ontology annotation, molecular function: structural molecule activity. Bases 1195 to 2163 code for a protein of 322 amino acids. Gene Ontology annotation, biological process: bicellular tight junction assembly; cell adhesion. The record is from RefSeq and is a predicted model, not a curated record. The transcript is spliced from 2 exons. Gene Ontology annotation, cellular component: plasma membrane; bicellular tight junction.